Messenger RNA from Cercocebus atys (sooty mangabey), 1874 nucleotides. RefSeq lists its product as uncharacterized. The transcript has a single exon. The record is from RefSeq and is a predicted model, not a curated record. NCBI's taxonomy places the organism in Eukaryota, Metazoa, Chordata, Mammalia, Primates, Cercopithecidae. The coding region runs from base 681 to 1256 and encodes 191 amino acids.
UGUGUUGUUAGGAAGGAUGGUUUUAAGUGAGCAUUUGAAGUUUUAGGGCAAGAAUAGCCUCGGGCCAUCUGUCAGGAAAAGCUGCCACAUCUGGGCAGUGUCUCUCCUAGGGUGAAACGUGCGCAGAUUACACUGAAGUAAUAACGAGCUCACCUAGAGUUUGACAGCAGACAGGAAAUUUACAGGCACGGCAUGUGCCUUCGGUGCCCGGGCUAUGGAGGAAAGAACACAGACGGUCUUCCUGAGGCGGGGCAGACGAAACCGCUGAAAGUGAAGGAGAAUUAAGGCGAUACACGGUGGUCAUUCAAAAAGCCUCACACUUCCCCUCCUAGGAAGAUGGAACAGGCAUGCGUUUUCCUCCUUCCCGCAGGUGCAACCGGAAACCUCGGGCAGGGCCCGUCAAACAAACGCAGGAAGACCGGGGCGGAGAGAGGAAGCCCCGGGGAUCUGGGGGACCCUGAGAACGACAGGAUGGGGCGUUCCUGGGUUUUCUUUUUGACUCUUCCACCCCAAACUGGGUGUUCACGAGGACGCAGAGGAAGACAGCCCCCGCUGCUGUCUCCAGCCAGAGCACUGGGAGAGGCGCGGCUCCAGGAAGUAUUUCAAGGACCCUGGGAAAUGGGUGAUCUCGGACUGUGAAAAACCUUCAGAAGACUGGAAGUGUUUUGAAGUUGAAGGUUAUGGUUCUUUCUCAUUUUGUUUCAAAACAGGUCCCCCAUUUCCCUUACUGUAGGAUUCGAGGAGACAACCAGAGGAGGAAAGGGGUGUCAGGGUCAGAGCCGCCUAGAAGGCGACGAGAAGCAGAAGCGCAGGCCUGCGAGGUGCUCUUCAGAGUGACUUCGCUGUGGGCCGCGGAAGGCAACAGAAGGAACUCGGCUUCCACUGGCCACGUUCCCCUCCCCGGAGCGCAGGACACAGCCCGGUUUCUUCAGGCGGCGGCUCCAGCCAGCUCCGCCCCACAGGGAAGCAGCGCGCAGCUCCCACACCCCGCAGGCGGCGCAGAAGACUCCGCCUUCCCGGAGCGCAGGCGUGUGGGGGGCGCCGCCCUCGUCGCCGUCGGGAGCCCCGCAGGCCCGCGGCCGUCUGCCUGGUUCUCCCGCCUCUGCAAGCCUCGCCUUCAGGACUCCGCCUCGCCGUCCUCUUUUCUGUCGGGAGACUCACGGGGCCGUCUGUCCGGACGACGUGUGCACAUUUCUCACCACGAUUCCUCUGCACACCAGGUCCCGGCACCGCCGCGCUGGCGUCGGCACAGCUGAAUUGUGCGGGCAGCGAGGGGGCCUCAGGGGGACCGCUCAGCUCCCUGAGGGCGCACCCCGCCUGGUCCGGGGCGAAGAAUGAACUUCCUCCGCGGUUUUCAGUGACCCAGUUUGUGGCACGGCACAUGCUGAAAAGGUAAAUCUGACCGCGUUACCUCAGAGAUGGGCCGUGAGCGGCUUUGUGCCGCCAAAUGACCUGUUUACCCAACAGCGCCCCCUGUAGCCCGGUGCUCAGAACGGGCUUUUCCAUGACGUUCCUACAUUGUGUUUACAGCGCUCUGUGAGGGGUUUGCACGCACAGGCCGACCUCGUUUUAUUGCGCCUUGCUCUAUUGUGCCUCGCAGAUACUGCACUUGUUUUUACAAAUUGAAAGUCUGUGGCAACUCCGUUGGGGCACAUCAAUGGGUCCCAUUUUCAAACAGCUUGUGCUCACUUCAUAUCUCUGUGUCACAUUUUGGUAAUUCUUGUAAUAUUUUGAAUUUUCUCAUUAUAAUUAUGCCUGUCAUGGUGAUCUGUACUUAGUGAUCUUCGAUUUUACUUUGUAAUUGUUUUGGGGAACCAACAACCACACCCAGGUAAGACGGAAAACAUAAUAAAUGUCAGGUGUGUUCCAUGUGC